Messenger RNA from Saprolegnia parasitica CBS 223.65, 411 nucleotides. RefSeq lists its product as hypothetical. The record is from RefSeq and is a predicted model, not a curated record. Lineage: Eukaryota; Oomycota; Saprolegniomycetes; Saprolegniales; Saprolegniaceae. The transcript has 5 exons. Bases 1 to 411 code for a protein of 136 amino acids.
AUGUCAGAGCGUGUGAACCUGUACGACCUCGCGCUGCCGGCGGGAAACGACGAGGACCUCGAGCGCAUGAAGCAGCUUGAUCCGUGGAUGCGUUUGGUGCUGAGCCACUUUGACGCGAUCCCGCCGCUACCGAACGAGUUCCGCGCCCGCGCCCGCGCGUCUAGAGACGGCGACACGCGUGAACGCGGCCGUGACGACUGCGUCUACGACCCGCGCAUCCACCACACCUUCACCAACAAGUUUGUGGGCGCCGACAUCCACCGGGCGCCACACACAUUGCAGUCGGCUUUAGCCUGCAUCCCGAGCGUGCACAUGGCGCACGACGAGUGGAAGCGCACGCUCGACAAGCAGUCGCUGGGUGCGUCAGCCACCUUGGCGUUGCCAAAUGGCCGUGCGAGUGCGCUCGAAUAA